Molecule: messenger RNA, 1632 nt
Organism: Mya arenaria
Lineage: Eukaryota; Metazoa; Mollusca; Bivalvia; Myida; Myidae
Exons: 3
Coding region: 205-711 (168 amino acids)
Source: RefSeq, a predicted model, not a curated record
UCCUGUUGUGUAAGAUACAUUAAUUAUAAAAACACUUUAUUGUUACGCUUCAGUUGAGAUGUGGUGAAUAAAUUUGUUCAAAAGCUUUGGACAAUAUUUAUCAGUGAAUAUCAAGGGACAUAGGUCGUUUGUAUCUAAUAUCUUUUGUGAAAACGCGCCGGUCCAAACCUCGAAUAAUUCGUGUACGAACGUCAAAAGGGGAAGAUGACGUCGUGUGAUUACCGUAGCACUUUUUACAUCACGGAGACGUUGACGUGUGAAUUUGGCUGUUGUGAGCAUGGCUGCUGCUCGGAUGAACAGAUGAAGGAACAGUUAAAGAACAACCUAUCCAAAGGAGAGAUUGCGGCCUGUGUGCUGGCUCCGUUCACCUUUGUGGUGGUCCUCUACUUCGUCGUCUUCCUGUGUCGCCGCUGGAACAUGAACCGACAGGCUGCCAUUCUUAGGAACCUGAUAGAAGCGAGCAACAGACGGCCACAUCUUGACCUGAACGUGACGGGGGUCAAUAUCCAACCGUCGGCACCCGCAUCCCCUCCUCCGCUCUAUACCCAGGAACCAGAGGUCCCCUCGCCGCCGCCCGCGUACACACAGGUGGCCAUGGACAAUCAAUACACGCAGUCCGAACCGACGUUAGACACAAAUGGGCCCCACAACUUCCGGGGAGCGAGAUUCGCCGACCCCAAUAGAUACCGCCGGUUGAGCGAAGAUAUGUAGAAGAGGACAGGAAUGUUUCGGAAGAAAUACAGUGACCUAACAAUAUGUCAUUGACCUCACACAAUAUUACCAGACGUUGGGUGGAUGACAGCCACUCUGUAUUUGUCAGUGACUAUUGUUAAGGUAUUGAAUGAAAAAGAUUGAGUUACUCAAUAACAUGUACAAUUUUUGGACAACCGACGACAAACUAAAUAAAUGACUGGCAAUUCGCGCCUGGUUGUAAAGGCAUGCAUACGUCACCCCAUACCAAGUCUGGGAAUACAGCCUAUGCAAAGUUAUUUCAAGUCAUUGUUGAUCGCUAAACCUUUGUCAUGAAUAAUAUUAUGUGUUGUUUUUUCUUGUUGUGGUUGCUAUAUGUGUGUGUUUUGUUGUACAUUGCCAGUUGUAGCUUGAUGAUGACUCUUGAAUUAAUGCAAUUGGUAGCUGAAUUGCUGACGUGUUUUACGACACAGAAAACACUAUUACCGGUUGAUAUCGGCGAGGUGUUGUUACAAGAUGUCAGCGCACUAUAUGAAAAUGUAUGUUUAUUAAAUGUUUCCUGUUACGCUACCCCGAGUGUGUACUUUAUGUCAUGAUGUGAAAAAAUCUAAUAUUUUGUUUAGGCAUUAUGAGUUUCAAAUGUUGUUUAGUAAACUUGUAGUUAAUUGAUAAAGCAUUGAACAAAAUGUUAAACAUAAAAAAUCACCAUUCACUUUGCUGAUUUGUUCACUAAAUAAUUUAUAAUUGACGAUGUUACAUCAAACGUUGCAAUUUGGAUGCCAGAUGUAACCGAUAAAUAAGUUUGUUUUAACCUUAGCCGGUAGCUAAUUGACAAAGAUGAAAUAAAAACUCUUUAUCGAAUAUGUUAAUGUACCGCUUUGAUUAAAUGUGCAUUCGAACGUGUUGUUAACGCUCAAACGGUGAAAUAAAUCUUCUGCUCAA